Echinostoma caproni is the source of this 951-nucleotide messenger RNA. NCBI's taxonomy places the organism in Eukaryota, Metazoa, Platyhelminthes, Trematoda, Plagiorchiida, Echinostomatidae. The record is from the annotation of a GenBank genome assembly.
CUGUAUCUUUUGGAGAAGAAAUCUGGAGAAAAUAAUAAUCGGAAUUCGCUUAAAGCGCUGCCCCUCACCGUGGAUUCUUUGUUUUCCUCAAAUUUCAUGGUCACUGAGAAUUCCAUUCUUACUGGUGGAAAAGACAAUAGUUUGUUUGCCUUUGAUCCGUUAUCUGGCAGGGUUAAGUACAAUUGUUCCCGAGACGGCUGCUCACGCACACCAUCGACUGCUGAAGCGGAGGCAAUGUUCAAUAGACGAAAUGCGAUGAUAUUGGUCUACUGUGUAAAUCACAUUGUACGCGCGGUCCAUAUUCCAACAGACGAUACUCGAGCAGGAUUCUUGGCCGAAAACUUGCGUGCGGAUCAAGCUCGUUUAUCAGCCACGGUCAAAGAGGUCAACCGGAAAAAGACACUCAGCGAUUUCAUGCUCGGCCCGAAGUUUCGCCUGCCAGUCCAAUUAUCCAGGGAUCCCGAAUGUCCAUCCCGUGACCGACUUGUCUAUCUGGGUCAGGUAGAUGACGAAGUGUGCAUGCAACCUUUCCUCAGCACUCGUCGACCAUUCGAAUCGUCCGCUUCAGUUAGUGGUGGUUCGGCGGAUCAACGAGCCCUCGUACCCUGGCAUCCGAGAUCCUAUCCGGGUGAAUGGUUUGAGGAUGCCACGAGUACACCGAUUCCCGGCGCAGAACACGAGCGCACACGACCGGAAGCAUUUUCCGACUGGGUAUUCGAUAGCACUCGGGAUUUAUUCAUGUUACUGAUUCGCGCCAGUGAAUUAUCUGAUCGCACUACAACUCGUUUGCCCCGACGCGAUUCCACGUUGAGUGUGUUAUGGGACAAAUUCGGUCAUACGAUACACCUCGGUCUGUUGAUUUGUGUCCUGUAUUUGACCGAUAGACUGUUCCGUCUGUUUCAUCAAUGCGGAGAUCCUAAGCAAGUUCCACUGUUAAGUCUAAUGUCAUGA